GCGAGCGGCGGCGGCGCCGGCCGGAUCAGAGGCCCUGGGUGGGUCUUCAGCAGACUCAUUGAUUUAGAGACAUCAGGACAAAGUUGGGAUUAAAAAGGCUGUCCAACUUCAGUGGAGUAGAUGAAUUUUUUUUUUUGACAACGGAACCUAUCCUUCACUCCUUUUUGUGAGCUGGAGGGAGACCCCCUGGAGAUGACUCCAGUCUCAGAUUGAGAAGAAAUGCUGUGCAGGUCCUCCUGGCAUUCCUGUGGUGGCUCAUCCUGAUUGGCUGAGCUUGCCCUACUGCUACUCCAGUGAUUGUCCUCCUUCUGGGACCCUAGCCUCCCUGACCGCCUUCUUCCUGGGAAGAUGUUCCUGGUGGGCCUGACAGGGGGCAUUGCCUCCGGCAAGAGCUCCGUGCUCCAGGUGUUCCAGCAGCUGGGCUGUGCAGUGAUUGAUGUCGAUGUCAUCGCCCGACAUGUUGUCCAGCCAGGAUACCCCGCCCACCGGCGCAUCGUGGAGGCUUUUGGCACUGAGGUCUUGUUGGAGAACGGAGACAUCAAUCGCAAGGUCCUGGGGGACCUGAUAUUUAACCAGCCCGACCGGCGGCAUCUGCUCAACACCAUCACUCACCCCGAGAUCCGCAAGGAAAUGAUGAAGGAGACCUUCAAGUACUUCCUUCGGGGAUACCGCUACGUGAUUCUGGAUAUCCCUCUGUUGUUUGAGACCAAGAAACUGCUCAAGUACAUGAAGCACACAGUGGUGGUAUACUGUGAUCGGGACACGCAGCUGGCACGCCUGAUGCGACGGAACAACCUGAACCUCGAGGACGCAGAGGCUCGGAUCAAUGCUCAGCUGCCCCUGAAGGACAAAGCCCGCAUGGCCCGCCACGUUCUAGACAACUCGGGCGAGUGGAGCAUCACCAAACGCCAGGUCAUCCUUCUGCACGCCGAGCUGGAGCGCUCCCUAGAGUACCUGCCCCUGAGGCUCGGGGUCCUCACAGGUCUGGCCGGCAUUGUUAGCCUCCUCUACUUGCUCACCCGCUACCUCCUGCCUUCCCCCUAGCUGGGCACUCCAAGGCAGGAAGCCCCUGGAUCUCCUCGGAAGCUAGGUAACGAAUGCAUCCUGUUUCCUCAGCCUCUUCAGCGCUCGCUCUCUAGAUAGAUAGAUAGAUAGAUAGAUAGAUAGAUAGAUAGAUAGAUAGAUAGAUAGAUAGAUAGAUAGAUGCUGGAGCCCUGCCCCUUCUUUGGGGUACAUUCUGUCUGAGGCAAAGAAACAUCCCUGUCUGUAGAUAUUCCUUCCUACCUUCCCUAGGGCUCCUCCCUCUAGAACCACUUACAGUGUCCACAAAUGUGAAUGCUCUGGUGGCCAUAUUUAGUGCCCCAUUUUCCAGAGAAGUGGAGGGAUCUGAUUUGGGUUGCAGCCGAGCUUCAGGAUUCUGCCCACUGUACCCCUGAGCCUCCUCCAGGAGGAGCAGAUCUGAGAUUGUGACCUGGUCUUGUCUCCUAUGUCAUGGGACAUGAAAGCAACCGUGGGAGACUAUGAUCAAUUUCUUGUGGGUGGGGGUGAGGAACACUAUCCCUGUGGCCCAGCAGUGUUUAAAGCUGGGAGGUUCCCUGGGCUUGGACAUGGCCCAAGGAACUGAACACAUGCUCCAUUGUGGCCAAAACCUCCUUCAUGGACCAUGGCAAAUCAUUUAAGACCAAGGACUACCAUCUUCAAACAGGACUCUCCCUUAGGUUGGUGCCUUGGACAGGAUGCUGUGAGGAUUCCCUGUGGGUGAUGCGGUAGUUGGCAGAGGCAAAGCCUCUUCUGGGAUGACCCACUCUCCCACUUGGGCACUUGUCCAGCACGCCCCUUACCCUGCUCACCACCUCUCCCCACUCUGUACCUUCCAUUCCCUGUACUCCUAGCCCUGAACUCUUGGGAGUCCACGCGCGCCAGGCUGUUUCUGACCUCUGUGCCUUCGCUGUGCUAUCCCCCCACCUGGAAUUGUGUGUGUGGUUUUCCCCCUAUAACUGGCUCCCAGCUCAGGCUGUCUGAAGCCCCAGGCUGGGUUAGGUGCUCUCUGAUACCACCAUCAUGUUUUAUCUGAAUCCAUAAUAUAGUAAUCAGCCCAAAGCUGGUUGGUCUCUCUACUAGAUUGUAAGCCCUUUGAGGGCAGGGAUCGUCUUAUUCAUCUCUGUUCCUGGUACAGAACCUGCCUUGCUGUUGGUGCUCAAUAAAGUGUGUUGAUCUGAAAUACCCGGCACUGCCAUUGUUCCCCUAGCACCAUGGACCAAUUAAGGUGCCCAGACUUGGCUGAUACCACUUGGCCUCCUCCCACACGGAAGCCUGGGCCCCAGAAGGCCCAGAGAAGUGGAGGGAUCUGAUUCGGGUUGCAGCCAAGCUUCAGGAUUCUGCCCACUGUCCCCCUGAGCCUCCUCCAGGAGGAGCAGUUCUGGGAUUGUGACCUGGUCUUGUCUCCUCUUUAUCUGGCCUCCUGGCCUUGUGUCUUCUAUCAGGUAGGCAUGAUGCUUAGGUCAAAGGACCUAAUGAAUGACCAUGAAAACCCUUUGCAGACUGUCAAAUUCCGAAGGAUUACUUUCUUCUGUGACCCUGUCUGUCGAGUUUAAUGCAAGAAUGUCAGAGGAUGGCCAACCUGGAAGGUCCUCCCCAGUGCCCUGGUCACGCCACAACCCCACUUCCUGUCCUCACGCCUCCCUCCUCACCACUUCCUCACGCCCAAGGUAGCCUUAGAAAAAGGCCUACUUUCCCGAGGGGCGUGACAACACGGUUAGGCCAUAUAUGGUGCUCCGAAGGCCCUGGGACAGAUUGGGAACAGCCUGGAAACAGCCAGAGCCAGGCCACCUGGAGCCCCAGCCCUACACCCCAGCGGGCAGCAUCCCCUCCGGCCGGCAGGUGGCAGCACCCGCCCGGGUUGGGGUCCGACCUCUGCAGUGGGCACUGGCGAAGAAGUUACUAACUUUCUCCCAGUGGCAUUCUUGCCUUCCCUCCCUGCAGGGCCCCCUCCACCAAGCACCAAGCUGCUGCAGGGGCUGUAGGGAGGAGACAAGGGGGGGCGCGCAGAGGCACGGCCCCCUGGUCCUGGGCGCUAAUUAAGAAGCUGUGUUGGGCCCGGCUGGGGUGGUUCAGUGGUUGACCGUCGACCUAUGAACCAGAAGAUCAAGGUUCAGUACCCGGCCAGAUUGCAGGUUCGAUCCCCAGUGUGGGGCCUGCAGGAGGCAGCCCAUCAAUGAUUCUUUCUCACCAUUGAUGUUUCUAACUCUCCCUGUCCCUUCCU
Messenger RNA from Eptesicus fuscus (big brown bat), 3262 nucleotides. RefSeq names its product dephospho-CoA kinase domain containing (gene DCAKD). The coding region runs from base 349 to 1044 and encodes 231 amino acids. The transcript has 7 exons. Gene Ontology annotation, biological process: coenzyme A biosynthetic process. The record is from RefSeq and is a predicted model, not a curated record. Gene Ontology annotation, molecular function: ATP binding; dephospho-CoA kinase activity. NCBI's taxonomy places the organism in Eukaryota, Metazoa, Chordata, Mammalia, Chiroptera, Vespertilionidae.